This is a messenger RNA of Ylistrum balloti, 324 nucleotides long. RefSeq lists its product as uncharacterized. Lineage: Eukaryota; Metazoa; Mollusca; Bivalvia; Pectinida; Pectinidae. The record is from RefSeq and is a predicted model, not a curated record. The transcript has 3 exons.
AUGUCUGCAAUGUUUACCAUUACCACCAGUACAAUGUGUUCAGUAUAUAAUACCACCAGUACCUCGUGUUCAGUAUAGAAUACCACCAGUACCACGUGUUCAGUAUAUAAUACCACCAGUACCACGUGUUCAUUAUAUAAUACCACCAGUACCACGUGUUCAAAUACCACCAGUACCACGUGUUCAGUGUGUAAUACCUCCAGUACCACGUGUUCAGUAUAUAGUACCUCCAGUACCACGUGUUCAGUAUAUAACACCACCAGUACCACGUGUUCAGAAGCUCUGCAAACUGCAGACAUCAUGAGUUUGUUGAAACUUGAUUGA